AUGUCGCUGGAUCAACACCAGAUGCAAAGAUUUGAAGAGAUGUCCACCGCCAUGCUCGGAGAGAUGGCCGCAAAACUGGAAAAAACGAGAGAGAUGUUGAAGGAGAUUGUUGGCGCCGAGGAAAAUGUGGAAAUGCCUUGCUCCGAAGAACCUGAGGAUCUGAUCGCUGUGAUCUCUCGAAUCAUUGCAGAGAAGGAUGCCGAAAUCCAAUAUCUCAAAGAUCUGAAAACCAAUCCAGGCGCCGCUAUCGAUAGCAAAAUGAAUGCUUACCUCUCCAUCAUCCAAACUCAACUUUUGUCUCAAAACGAAUCGGUGCAAGCGGAAAAGCUGAAAAAAUACAAGGCACGACUUCAGACGAAGAAUGUGAAGAUUCGGGAGUUGAGAAAUGAGAAUAAGGAUUUGAAUGAGAAGUUGGUGGAGGGAAAGAAGAAGUUUAUCGAUAAGGAGAACAAAUUGGAGGCUGAUAUUGAGAAAAAGAACAAUUUGAUUCAAAAACUCGCCACCGGGAUGCAGGAUUAUAUGAAGAGUACUACGGCGAACCGUAAAGAAUUCGAGGAGGACAUCGAGGAGCUCACAGAGAAUCUUCAAGAAGCCGAAGAUGAAAUUGAGAAGAUGCAGGUGGAGGCAAGGGAGAGAGAUGAGAGGCUGAAGGAGGCGAAGGAGCAAGUGAAGAAGGAAUCGGCGAGAAUUGAGGAGAUGAAAGUGGAGUUGAAGGAGACGAAGGCGCAGUUGAAGGAGUGUCUGGAUGAUAUGAGAAUGAUGAAGAAGGAGCAAAAAGAGGCGGAGCUAAAGAGGGAGAAGAAGGAGAAGGAGAUUGAGGACUUGAUGUACAUCAAAUACCUCUCCAAAGUGAACGACACCCCACCAACACCACAACAGCUUCCACCGCCAUCAGUUCUCUCACCACGCCAACAACAGUGUCAAACCAACUAUCUCUCCAUCACUAAAGAGUUCCCAGAUGCUCUGAGACUCGUCGAUAUCAGUCAACUGGUGGAUAUGAUCUGGGAUGGGAUGACUAUGGACGAUCUUCGAAACACUUUGAUGCGUGUACGGAAGGAGGCGGAGCAAAGAGAGGCGGAGAAUAAGGGAAUGAAGUCAAGCGACUUUUAA
This is a messenger RNA of Caenorhabditis remanei, 1110 nucleotides long. RefSeq lists its product as uncharacterized. The record is from RefSeq and is a predicted model, not a curated record. NCBI's taxonomy places the organism in Eukaryota, Metazoa, Nematoda, Chromadorea, Rhabditida, Rhabditidae. The transcript is spliced from 4 exons. The coding region runs from base 1 to 1110 and encodes 369 amino acids.